AUGGCGGUUUCUCUACCAAACUCGUUUCUUCAGAUUAAUCCAUGUCUUCCUUCUCUGGGUAUUAGAAAGCCGGUAAUGUCGGCGACGACUGGGGCGAAAGGAGGGAAAGUUCCGGCGAGAAGAAGCACGAAUCCGGUGGUUCAAAUAACUUGUAGGAAGAAGGAUUUACACCCUGAAUUUCACGAGGAUGCGAAGGUUUACUGUAACGGAGAGCUUGUGAUGACGACAGGAGGCACAAAGAAAGAGUACGUGGUUGAUGUUUGGUCAGGUAACCAUCCGUUUUACCUCGGGAAUCGAUCGGCUUUAAUGGUGGAUGCAGAUCAAGUUGAGAAGUUUCGUAAGAGAUUCGCUGGGCUUUCUGAGAUUAUGGAGAUUCCUGUUUUGAAAGGUGAGAUUGUGAUGCCUACUAAGAAAAGUAAAGGUCCAGGUUUGUUGAAUUUGUAUGUUACAUUUCUUCUUAAUGCAAUUUGA
Arabis nemorensis is the source of this 471-nucleotide messenger RNA. NCBI's taxonomy places the organism in Eukaryota, Viridiplantae, Streptophyta, Magnoliopsida, Brassicales, Brassicaceae. The record is from the annotation of a GenBank genome assembly.